UCGGGCUUCGGGGAGCGGGCUGUGGCUAGCGAAUUGCUGCUGGAUUUGGGGCCUAGCUCGCUUCAGCGCGGACUGUGCUCUUCGGCUCAGCCGCUGAGGGAGCCCAGGGCUAGGCUACGUUCUGCGGAAGGGAGCUAGCACCGACCAGCGCUCUUUGAGGCUUCUCUCGGACUCAACGGUGCAGCAAUUCCUCCUGCACCGAUAACAGGGCGGAAUCUGCUGUGGCCUGGGCUCGGAAGCUGGUGCAGAAAUAGGGCGGAGUGUCCGGGCCUGGGCCGGUGGUGGUCUGGCUCCAGAAUCGGUGUCGGGCUGGCGCAUAAUGUUUGCUAACGACGAUAAUUGUGUGGAGAUGGGAGUGGAGUAAUCCGGUCCGGGAGGCCGCAGUUGUUGCCUUCAGUCUUUUGUUCAGCUUUGCAGAUACAACUGGCCUAGGGACGGUUUGGGGGAAACGACUAAGGGGUCAUAAGGCAGACGUGUUGAUAUAGUCUUCAUGUGCGGUAGCACACCUCGCCUGCUGCUGCUAUUUAAGUAUGUUUAUUCGUCGAAAUAAUCCAGUCGUAGUGCUGGGAAGGCAAGCAUUUAGUAUCUAUCAUAAAGCGUUAAAAUGCUGCCUUAAAAGGCUGUACUCGCUGGUAGAAAUGAAACCCACUGACAGUGGGCAUUUAGAUAGCACGGUAUGAGGGAGGAAAGGAAACCUACACCUGAACUAUUACUGCCGUCAUGGAGGUUGUGGGUUUCAGAGCGGUUGGAAUAACCGUUGUGCAUGUAGCUGCAGUGUGCUGACAGUAAAGGAAAUAAACUUUACAUAUCAAGGAUGGCAUGAAAUUAUAACAGCCGCUUUGCCCUGGAUGCUGUCCAGCUCUGUUAUUACACCUAACUGACAAAUUUGAUGGAAUACUGUCUUUGUGGUGAGGAAAGACUUCCGAGAGUCAGAAGGUAAACUGUCACCUGUGGAGAUUACAACAGAUGGCAGCAAGGAGUGAGAGGAGCCCACCAAAUUCGUUAGAAUCCCAAGCGCAGGGGAAUCGUGCUGGUUUUCCUAAGGAAAUUUUGGCAUCUAAAGUUGAGGGGAAGUACCUGUGCUUUGAGUGUCACGGGAUCCUGAGGAAACCCUUCCAGGCACAAUGUGGUCACCGCUACUGUGCCUCCUGUCUGAACAGGAUUGUCAGCCUUGGCCCACAGAAGUGUGCAGCCUGUAUUGAAGAGAACAUUUAUGAAGACCAACUGUCUCUUUUGGAUGCUAAUUCAGCUUUCCCAGACAAUGCAGCACGCAGGGAGUUGGACAACCUGCCUGCAGUUUGUAGCAAUGAAGGUUGCCUGUGGAAGGGCACCAUCAAGGAAUAUGAGGCUGACCACGAAGAAAGGUGUGAGUAUGUCCUGGUGCCUUGUGAAGCGUGCAACAAGAAGGUGCGCCGGGUUGAUUUAUCUCGGCAUUUGGAGCGAGAAUGUCCUGAAAGAAACCUCAACUGCAAGUUCUGCAAAACAACGUUUCACCACAAGGAUAUAAAGGCUCAUGAUGAAAUCUGUUCCAAGUACCCAUUAAUGUGUGAAUGGUGUGGGAAAAAAAAGAUUCCACGAGAAAAGUAUGCCGAUCACAUUCGAUCAUGUGGGAAGGUGAAACUGCUUUGUCACUUCAACCAGAUUGGCUGUGAAAUGGCAGUUGAGAAGGAGAAAUUAGCUGAGCACGAGAGUCAGUUUAUAGUGGAGCACCUCCACUUGAUGCUACAGCAUGUAUUGGGAAUAAAGAGCACGAUAGAAGGCCUGCAACCUCACAGCCUGCAGCAGGGAAGCAUUAAAGUGAACCAACUGCUGACUUCUGUUCGACAAAUAGAAGAAUCUAUUAGGCCGUUCUGCUCUCUCCCUGUCGAUCAGCAGGGAGUGUCCUCCCCUGAGGUCUUGGGGAAGCUUUGUGCACCUGAAAAGCUAGCAGAUAUACAAAAGCAGUGUGAUGCUCUUAAACACAAAGCUGAAACAUUUGAAAAUAUUGUCUGUGUUCUCAACCGGGAAGUGGAGAGAGCCUCUGUGAGCAUGGGAGCUUAUGAGCAGCAGCACAAACUAGACCAGGAAAAAAUUGAAGACCUGCAGACAAAGGUGCGUCAGAUGGAGCGUGUGGCUGCCCUGAAAGACCUAGCCAUAGCAGAGUUGGAACUAAAGCUGCAGGCACUUGAGCUCAGCACCUACAAUGGAGUUUUCAUUUGGAAGAUUUCAGAUUUCAGCAGAAGACGGCAGGAUGCUAAAUCCCAGAGGUCACCAGCUAUAUUUUCUCCAGCUUUCUACACCAGUAAGUACGGGUACAAGAUGUGUAUGCGUAUCUAUCUGAAUGGUGAUGGCGUGGGUCGUGGCUCCCAUUUGUCCCUCUUCUUCGUCAUUAUGAAAGGGAACUAUGAUGGAUUGCUCAGAUGGCCGUUCAAGCAAAAGGUGACUCUCAUGUUGCUGGACCAGACCAACCGUGAACACAUUAUUGAUGCAUUCCGACCGGAUGUCAGUUCCUCCUCUUUCCAGAGACCUGUCAGUGAGAUGAACAUUGCCAGUGGGUGCCCUCUGUUCUGUCCACUUAACAAACUGGACAACAAGAAUAAUUACUUGCGUGACGACAGCAUUUUCAUCAAAGUUAUUGUGGACUUAACUGACCUGUAAUGAACCAUUAUCUACAGCAUAAACUAUGGUUUGAAGCGGUCAGCAUCUGGAUCCUUGCUAUUUCAUGUGAGCAAGGGAAAUAAUUAAGUCAGCAAGAGUACCGCAAGUGUAGGCCUACUGAUCCCACUACCGAUAAGAUCGGUGAGCUGGGCUUUGAGAGCUGAUCAGCAAGAUGCCCAUUGCAGUCUUCAGCUUCCUGUUCCAAUCUACCUGCAAUCAGUGGAUGAUGUGCUGCUUGUUGCUAAAAACAGAGCAGUGGUAGGAGGAACAUCUGGCUGGCCAAUUAUGUAAGCAAAGCAUGCAUCUAACAAUGAGGUAUAGUGGAUAUACCCUUUGUAUCUUCCCAUUUUCCCCCUUUCUCCCUGUGAGAGUUGGAACCAAUGUACUUCUGGAUGAACUGUGAACAAAGGUCUGGGUUGCUGGAACCAGCUGAGUUAAUGGAGGUACCAUGCUGCUGUCUCCCUAUUUCCACUGCUCUAAACACACAGUGGGCUAUGCAUUACUCUGGGGGAUAGGUGAAGGGGGGCAUUGAUCUUGUGAUGAUAGCCUCCCCUCCUUGGCCAUGUCAUCAUGUCAGAUGCAUGCUGUGCUGCUUCCAUUCAGGACUAGAACCAGGUGUGUGAUGUGCACAUCGGCUCUCAGUGACAGAAACCUGCUCCACCAAGCCAAUCACGAUUGCAAGCUGCUUCAAGUUCCUCUUGCUAAGGACUGGUUGCUUUCUGAAGAAGCAUCUUCAGAGAGGUGAGGGGUAGAAAUAUGGAAAGAUGCAGUUCCUUGCCAUUCGCACUUGACAUAGAUGGACCUUGUGCUGGGAAUCAAAAGCUUGAAUCAGCAAUGUUUGAGGGUUUUUGAAAGAUUAUAUUAUAGAGUGCCAGAAAAUUAAAACUGCAGGUGCUGGAAAUCAAAAGAACAGAAAAUACUGGAGAAAGCUCAGCAGGUCAGCAAAGUCUGGGAAGAGAAACUGUUCAUCUGAGUUUCAUCAAAAUUUUCUAUUUUUGCUUGAGAAGUGCUUUGGUCAUAAUUAUUUACUCUUAAUAUAAUAAUAGAUUAUAAUCCAUUAUUUUAUAUACAAUACUUAAUAAUUUUUAGUUUUGCAUUAGCUGGUUGUUACCAAAAGUGGAAAUGUGCAGGCCUUGAAGUGGUUGAAAUUAGUGGACUUGGGACUUUUUUUUUCCCUGUGCCCACCUUCUGUUUAACACAUCUGGGUAGCUCAGGGUUAUAGCAGGGAGGAAUUUCAACAGAAUAACACUGCAGUGAGUUCAAGUGAGUGAGUUUGGCAAUGCCCAGGAUUGAAAGGAAGGUUUUGGAUGAGGUGUUUUGUCUUCUCAUUAAUCUGGCCUGUACUUGUGGAAAAUGUUAUUCUUACUGUUAAUCUCCAUUGGUGGAGCUACUGGCUAUUGCCUUGUGGAUGUAUGCAGUAGUGGUGAGACAUGUAAAAGGACAAUCAGUAUAACAAAUUACUUAUGGACAUAAAUCACAAUUCAGAGAUACUCUUGGUUGUGAUGUACGGUGGUUUUCCCAUUCACUUUACUCUGAACAGAACAUAUUAAGACUGUUCCACAAAUAAGAGUGACUACUUUGACGAAGUUUCAUAGGUCAACACCUUUCACUGGUUCUCCUAUUAAGAGGAUUGAUGUAUUGGGAAGGAUCCACAAACAAAUGAGGCUGAUUUCCCCAAGGACAGGGCUUCCCAGUGGUCAGGGUAAUGUUUAUAAUCAAUUCUGUGAAGGGGAGGCACGUGUUAUGAGAGACUAUGUAAAUGGGCACACUUCUAGCCAAGGACAAGUAGUUGUGACGUUGACAGGUUUCUGAUUUGACAUAGGGUCUGAUGCUGUUUGGGCACCAGCUCCUUGCACUGUAGGUAAUAUUGUACUAUGUUUCUUGGCCUUUGCACUAUCCUUUUAUGACUCAGGUCCUUGGCUAUGCUUCCAGGCAUUAGAAUAUUUCAAAUGCUUGGGCUUUACUGGGAUUUGGUUGAAGGAUGAGAAGACUAUCAGCAUGGUGGAAGUUUGUGAAAAACUUUGCACCUUUUGCUGAUAGUUACUGAAAUGGUUAGAAUGGAGGGCAGAACAAUAUUUCUUAAAAUAUAAGCAGAAAAUGCUGCAAGCACUUAGCAAAUCAGGCAGCAUGGAAUCCUGACCUACUGAGAACCUCCAACAUUUUCUUUUUUAUUUUUAUUUCCAGUACCUGCAGUAAUUUGCUGUUCGAUACUUUUAGGUGACUUUUGUGCUCUGGGAUCUCCUUAGUUGUGUGGCUGCUUCACCCAUAGAAUCUCGUAUAAAAACACUGGCGGAAGGACAAUAUCUCUGUAGAAGUAGUGCAGUGGUGAAUAGAAUUGAGCAGGGAGAGAAGAGUUUAGUUGACCUCCGUGAAGGAGUAAUAUGGAUGAUGUAUUCUUGUGUAACUUUACUGCUCAGGAUGAGGUGGCUGGGUGGAAAGGCAGGGCUGUAUCACAUUAAUUAAUGUUAGACCAUUAAAAACAAAUAUAAAUAAAACACAUCUACACAUCUGUUCUACAUUCAGUAAUGUGAAGUUGCUUUUCUGUAAGGAAAUAGCCACGUUAGUGGCAGACCUCCUCAUCUCUUUUCUAAAUGGAUGUUCCUUUAUUCUGAAGCUGUACUUUCUAAUCCUAAACUUGUCCACGAUAGGAAACAUCCUCUCCACAUCCAUUCUGUGUAGGCCUUUCAUCAUUUGAUAGAUUUCAAUGUGAUCCCCCUUCAUGCUUCUAAACUCCAGUGAGUACAGGCCCAGAACCAUCAAACCUUUUUUUAACAAAAUAAACUUUAUUAAUAAUUAAAAACUAUUUGUAAGAAACUGUUCACUGCCUUUUCAUUCUUUACAUUCAUAGUCAGUGCUUGGUGUGCUGUUCUGUUACAUUCAUACACAUCAAUAGCACUGCUGCUAUUCGUGGCACUCUGGGGUAGUAUACUGCUAUAAUAAUAAUUAUGUGGCUUCUUCCCCAAACCUGGUCCUUCUCUCUCCCUCUUCCUCUCCCGUAGAAGAACUGUGCUGUGUCCCUCAGCAUGCACAUCUACAGCCUGGGAUGUGCCUGUCAGCAGCAUUCCUCCACGGACAUCUCAAUACACUGGCAAACCAUCAAGCUUUGGGCAGACCAAAGGGGCGUCUUCUGCCAGUUAAUCUGCCAGCAGCUCUUGUUUCUUCUCUCUGUGUGCAUCCCUGGGAAAAGGCCGAAGAUUUGAAGAUCUUCUGUCAUACAGCUGCUCGAGAUGAACCGUGACACGGGCCCUUUCAUCCUGCUCCAUAUCCUCUUCGCAAACCUACAGUACUUUUAUUUAAAAAAAAAAAGGGGUGAACUUCCCCACUGCAGUCUGACUUUAGCUUCUCUGAUUGGAAAAGAACACUGGCAGGGAUGACGGCAGAGUGGCAAUGGCUGGAAUUUCUGGAAGCAAUUGGAAGGCAUGGGAAAUAUACAUCCCAAAGAGGAAGAAGUAUUCUAAAGGAAAAAUGAUUCAACCAUGGCUAACAAUAGUAGUCAAAGUCAACAUUAAACCCAAAGAAAGGGCAUACAAUAGAGCAAAGAUUAGUGGGAAGUUAGAGGAUUGAGAAGCUUUUAAAAACCAACAAGGCAACUAGAAAGCUGGCCAAUAAUAUUAAAGAGAAUACCAAAAGUUUCUUCAGAUACAUAAAGUGUAAAAAAAGAAGCAAGAAUGGAUAUUGGACUGCUGGAAAUGAUGUUGGGGAGGUGGUAAAGGGGGACAAUGAAAUGGCAGACAUACUGAAUAAGUAUUUUGCAUGACUGUUCACUGUGGAAGACUAGCAGUAUGGUGGAAGUUCCAGGUGUCAGGAGUCAUGAAGUGUGUGAAGUUACAAUUACUAGAGGGAAGGUUUUUGGGAAACAAAGUUCUGAAAGUAGUUAAGUCACCUGGACCAGAUGGUGUACACCCCAGGGUUCUGAAAGGUGGCUGAAGAGAUUGUGGUGGCACUAAUAAUGAUCAUUCAAGAAUCACUAGAUUCUGGAAGACUGGAAAACUGCAAAUGUCACUCCAGUCUUUCAAGAAGGGAGAGAGACGGAAGAAAGGAAAUUAUGGGACAGUUAGUCUGACCUCAGUGGUUAGGAAGAUGUUGGAGUCAAUUAUUAAGGAUGAUGUCUCACUGUACUUGGAGACACAUGGUAAAAUGGGCUGUGGUCAGCAUGGUUUGCUCAAGGGAAAAUCUUGCCUGACAAAUCUGUUGGAAUUCUUUGAAGAAAUAACAAGGAGAAUUGGUUAAUGGUGCAUACUUGAUUUCCAGAAGGUCUUUGACAAGGUGUCACACAUCAGGCUGCUAAACAAGCUUACGAGCCCAUGUUACUGUAGGAAAGAUUCCAGUAUGGAUAAAGCAGUGGCUGAAUAAAGGAAGCCUUUUCUGGCUUGCUGCCGGUAACUAGUGGUGUUCCACGGCGGUCUGUGUUGGGACUGUUUCAUUUUACGUAUUUGUUAAUGAUUUGGAUGAUGGAAUUGAUGACUUUGUUGCAAUGUUUGCAGAAGAUAUGAAGAUAGGUGGAGGGGCAGAUAGCUUUGAGGAAGUGGAGAGUUUACAUAAGGACAGAUUCAGAAAAUGCAAAGAAAUAGAUGGAAGACAGUGUCAGGAAGUGCAUGGUCAUGCACUUUGGUAGAAGAAAUUAGAGGGUUGAUUAUUUUCUAAAUGGAGAGAAAAUUUAAAAAAAACUGAGAUGCAAAGGGACUUUGGAGUCCUUGUGCUGGAUUUCCUAAGGGUUAAUUUGCAGGUUAAGUCUGUGGUGAGUAAGAUAAAUGUAAUGUAGCAUUCAUUUCAAGAGGAAUAUGGUAUAAAUGUAAAGAUGUAAUGUUGAGACUUUAUAAAGCACUGGUGAGGCCUCACUUGGGAGUAUUGUGAGCAGUUUUGGGUCCCUUAUUUUAGAAAGGGUGUGCUGAAACUGGAACGUGUUCAAAUGAGAUUUACAAAAAUGAUUCCAGGCUUGAAUGGCUUGUCAUAUGAAGAGAUUUGAUGUCUCUGGGCCUGUAUUCACUGGAAUUCAGAAGAAUGAGGGGUGACCUCAUUGAAAUCUAUUGAAUGAUGAAAGGGUAGAGUGGAUGUGGAGAGGACAUUUCCUAUGUACAGCCCACAGAACCGAGUACAACUCAGCUGGUAAGCCAUCACUGUCAGUAGUUUUAAUCGAGUUGAAGGAAUGGAUGGUCUACUCUACCACUUGAUGUUGUCUAACACCUCCGUGACAGGAAAUUCUGGGAGGCUGAAGUGUCUGUGGCCUCAACAUGUCCAUCUGCAAGGAUGCUACUGAACUGUCCUCUUCCUUAAGGGUGUGGAUCACAGAGCUCCCCCGUGAACCUUUUGGAAGAAAAAAAAUGUAAGCAUGUCUCAUCGUUCCACAGUGCAGACCCUGAAGCGGAAGAUCAAUUUUGAAGGACUUUUCAGUGAAGUGCUGGACAUGCCAGCAUUUCACCUCUAGUAACCCCUUCCUCACACACACCCGCUUCACUUUCACGAGAAGUUGCUGCAACUCUGGAGUUUAAACAAUUCCAUCGAACCCUGCCUUGCUCUCUAAACCCCUUUGUGGAUGAAGAGCCUCUUGAUGUUCUCUUUGGUUGCAUCCCACAAGUGAACAGGGGAAUCAGAGAUGGGAUUUCAAGGUUGUUCCAACUUGCAUAUUCCCUCCUCUGAGGUCAGCAGUUUAAUGUUUAGCUUCCACGACCCCUGCUUGCUUUCUGGUCCUGUCGUAGGCGACAGGAGGCUUGGAGGAAGCAGUGGUCAGAGAAGAACGCUGGAGUGACAAUGGCGGAUCUGUCUGUGAUGCGUUCUGACAAACAGGAAGUCAAUCCGGGAGUGGGCUGAGCCAUCCAAUUGUGGCCAAGCUCCACCGGUAGGAGUACUGAAGACAUCGCAUAGCUUGACUAUUUUGACCGGUUCCAUCAGGAAUCUGGAGAUGCCAUCCAGCCUACCUUCCUGCACCCAUCCAUCUGUACUGUCAUCCUGUUGCUGCACUGAGUUGCAUGUGGUACUGGGAAUAAUCAAGAGAUUCCUACUUUGGAGGUCCUUCUCUUCAGCCUCCUCCUCCUCUACAACUCCCUAUACUCACUGCGUAGGAACUCUUCCCUUUUUCUACCCAUGACAUUGGUGCCAGUGUGCAUCACAACCUCUGGCUGCACACCCUCCCUCUUGAAGAUGUUCUGCAACUUCUCUGAGACAUCCUAGAUCCUAGUACCUGGGAGGCAGCACACCAUCCUAGCAUCUCUUUCACGGACACAGACUCUCCUGCCCAUUGCCCUAAGUAUUGUCUCCUAUCACUAUCAUUCUGCCUUACUUUACUUUUCCCUGCUGAGCUUCAGAGUAAGCACUGACUGCUUACUCCCUUUAUUUCUCCUGGUAGCCACCCAUAUAGUUCAAGUUCAAUUAUUUUUCAACCAUACGUGACUACUCAUGAUACAGGCAAAUAAAACAGCAUUACUCUGGGGCCAAGGUGCAAAACAUGCAUCACAAGGCACAAAUAGUACAUAUAUCAAGUAAACAUACAGUCACAAAAAUAUAUAUCUAGCCCAAGUCCUUGCGUGACAUGUCUUGUAACUUGCUGGUUCAUGGAGUGUUAUCGACAAGAACAAGCAGUUCUCAGCAGUCUGCAGACGAAUGUACGCAUGCAAUCCAGCUGAUCUUCCACUGAGUGGACAAUGGAUGGCAGCACCUGGCAGAGACACUGCACUACAUGCCUCUGGCAUCUCUUCUCCUGGACUGCUGCAACAGACCAGCCCACAGCUUGAGACUAGUCCUUGCUACAACUGAGGCCACUCGGCUCCCCUGCCGUCUCUCGCCAAUAAAUACGGGAAACGGACUUGCAGCAUUUAACAGUACCAAUAUCAAACGGUCUUGCAAUCACAGGAGAAAUGUCCUAGACAGACAUUCACUGUUAAGACUGCACACCAUACAAGGAUUCCAAUGGCUUUCUGUAGCAGGCAGUAACACAGUCAGCACCAAGUCCAGUUCCUCCACCAACAAAUAGCUCACUGAUGUGGUAUCCCUACUGUACAUCCAUCAUUGUCUUGCGAUUGUAAAAAAGACAUUUAAGACAAGAACACCUUUGGUUGGCUCUUGAGAGACCACUAUGUCCGAAUGUGCUGCCAACUUACCAGUUAUCUACUAGCUGAUACUUGCACUCUAGGUAUGACCAGCUUAGUUAAAAGUCUCAUCUGAGGUUUUCAGCCUCCAGAUGAUCCAGAGUACGUUCAGCUCUAGCUCCAGUUCUUUGACCUUGUCAGUCAGGAGCACUUGCUUGUGAUGUAGGCAUCAGGGAGACUGUUGGGUUCCCUGAAGUCCCACAUCUCAUGGGAGGAGCAUUCUACUGCCUGAAUUACCAUCCUGUCUACAUUUGUUAUAUCUCUGGUUUCUCAAACUUCAGUUCUAAUCUCCACCUGUUAUCUCAUAAGCCUUUUGAGCCAAAGCCUGUUCAUUCUAACACUGCAACACACACAAAAUGCCGGCGGAACUCAGGAGGCCUGACAGCAUCUAUGGAGAAGAGUACAUUCAAUGUUUCAGGCUGAGACCCUUCAUCAGGACUGGAGGAAAAAAAGAUGAGAGUCUUGAUCUGAAACGUCUCUUUUCCAUAGAUGCUGCCUGGUCUGCUGAGUUCUUCCAGCAUUUUGUGUGUUGCUUGGAUUUCCAGCAUCUGCAGAGUUUCUCUUGUCAUUCUAACACAGCCUCACUCACACAAUCGAUGCUCCGCUUACACCUUGCUUUUUUUUAUUGGCCUCUGCCGAGAUUGUUGAUUGCAGCCAGUCAAGAAGUUCCUACCAUCCAUUUUUCUUCCUAUUUUUGAUCUCCUUCCUUUAAUCUUCCCUCCCCAAUGCCCACCCACAUCACCCAUCUUUGUCCAUCUCCCCUUCUUGGUUCACCCUAAAGGUUUCAACCCCUCCCCCGCUUUACCCAAUCUGGUUCCAAAUGUCAUUCGCCUUUCUCCCAGUAGUCACCAUUCUCACCUCCUUAUCUGAAUCCAAUUUUGGUAUCAUUUUGUGUUCCUGCUUAUCUCCCUCCAGCAGAUGUGACAUCUUCACACUCCCCUCCCCCAAUGUGCUCCAUCUACUUCUCCAAUUUUUUUCCAUUUCUUUGCCUCCAUCUGUCACUCAGUCUCACAACUCAGCCCCACGCACUUCCUCUGCCUGUCAUUGUACACCCCAUCUCGGUCCACCAACCAUGUAAUACUCCUUUCUUACCACUCCCCUUCUCUUUAUCCUGGCCUUCUUGCCUCUCCAAUCUCAGUCUCAAUGCAGGGUUUUCAACUGAAAACUCAAUGAUUCCUUUCCUUCCACAGAUGCUGCUUGACCCACUGAGUUCCUCCAGCAGAUUGAUUUCUCCAAGCUUAGGUUAGAAGAUGUACAGGAUUAAUGGUUACACAUUUAUCUCAAUGACUGGCCUUAUAAAAGGUAAAUAAAAUUUAAAAAGCAGUAUGUCCAGGACUUAAUCCAAGUCCCAAUGAAAGUAUCUGCUCCAUACUCCUAUCAGCAUCAAUAGAAUCUUACUUGCCUCUGGCCAAAUGCACUGCAGUAAAAAAUAAACUCCAAUAUGGCGAGUCUUCAAAAUCAUUUGCUAGACGUACUUCAAUAGAUGUAGAAAUGAUUAUAGACAUUUAAGUACCUGUAUUAUCUUGGUGGCUGGAUAUUCAGAUGCAGCUGUUGUUUGUCUGUCUGUCUGACAGCAACAAUAUAAAAUAUGAUGGGAUGUUAUAUUGACAUUGUACAUGUUGGUGAGACCUACUUUGGAGUUUUGGUGUGCAGUUUUGGUCACCUACUGACAGAAAGAGUACAGAGAAAAUUUACAAAGAUGUUGCCGGGUCUGGAGGCCCUGAUUAAAAGGAAUGAUUGAAAAGUUUAGAAUGUAGAAGAUUGAGAGCGGAUUUGAUAGAGGUAUACAAAAUUAUGAGGAGUAUAGAUAGGGUCAAUUUAGGUUUUUUCCAUUGAGGUUAGAUGGGACUACCACCAGAAGUCAUGAGUUAAGGGUGAAAGAUGAGAAGUUUAAGGGGAAUAUGAUGGGAAAUUUCUUCAUACAGAGGGUUGUGAGUGUAGAAUUAGCAGCCGGCACAUGGUGCGUGUGAGCUUGAUUUCAACAUUUAAGAUAAGUUUGGAUAGGUACAUGGAUGGCAGUGGUAUGGAACUCAGUGGUCCCGGUGCAGAUUGAUAGGAGUAAGCAGCUUAAAUGGUUUUGGCAUGAACUAGAUGGGCUAAAGGGCCUGCUUCUGUGCUAUACUUCUCUUUGACUCUAAAAGUGCAUCCGUCUGGAAUUGAAUAAUUUACUGGAUUUCGCUAUUUAGCCAACAUCCUGAAACUUUUAUUUUCUUUUACAGUUUAAGACGUGCAGAGGUGGGGGAAGCCUAUUUGAAUACAUGAUUCAGCUAAAAAGUCCUGA
This is a messenger RNA of Hypanus sabinus (Atlantic stingray), 12000 nucleotides long. Its product is annotated as TNF receptor-associated factor 2-like. Lineage: Eukaryota; Metazoa; Chordata; Chondrichthyes; Myliobatiformes; Dasyatidae. The transcript has 11 exons. Gene Ontology annotation, cellular component: cytosol; cytoplasmic side of plasma membrane; plasma membrane signaling receptor complex. The record is from RefSeq and is a predicted model, not a curated record. The coding region runs from base 967 to 2637 and encodes 556 amino acids. Gene Ontology annotation, biological process: positive regulation of JNK cascade; regulation of apoptotic process; protein K63-linked ubiquitination. Gene Ontology annotation, molecular function: ubiquitin protein ligase binding; zinc ion binding; tumor necrosis factor receptor binding.